UCUACUUGUGCAGACAACACAGAAUUACAAGUUGUCCUUUUUGUGCAGAGAGAUCAGGUAAACGAUUAAAAACUGUCUAAUUUGUAAAUGAGUAUGGCAAUCUGACUCCUAAUUUGACCAGGUUUUUCUCAGGCCAUAUGGCCCAAAGGAUCACACUACAAAAAUUCAUAUACAAAAAUUAUACAAAAAGUAAUCAGUUGCAGAAAAGAUGGUUGUUUACAAAAGCAACAAAUCAGAUAAAACACCCAGGGAGAAACAAUAAAUGUUUUUAAAUGUUAAUGAAGAGCUCAAAAGAAGAUGUGAGCAAAUGGAAAUAUAUAUCACAUUUUAGAUUUUUAAACUCUGCAAGGUAUUUUGUUAUGUGAAGAAAGCAAGGUACACAAUGUUUGGUGUAAUAUACUACCUUUUUGAGUAAAUGGAGAUAAUGUGUAUUUGUAAUUGCAUGGAGAAACUUGAGGUUUACACAGAAAGUAAAGAAUGUUGGGGACAGAUGCAGCAGCCAGGGCAGGGAUAAAAAAAAUCCCCAAAGGCAAAUGUUUUACUGAUGUGGAAGAGGUGAAACAAAAAACCAACAGAAGCACUAAAAAGCAUCAAAAUAGAUGAGCUCAAAAACUAUUUUGAGCAGUGGAAAAAAGUCUUGGCCAGCUUCCUUGUGCAUCCCCAGGAGCUGCACUUUCCUUGUUCUUAAAAGUGUCUGAUUGUCCUAAGGGCUCAGCCUGAAAUCUGGGGUGCUGCUUUGAUCCUCAGCAAUGACUUGACAUCCUUUUUUGGUCACAAAGCAGUUUCAGGAAAAUACCUGAGAAAUUUAUAAUGCUACAUCAUGAAAUACAUAAAGUCUCAUCCUUCUUCAUGAAAGCUAAGGAAAAACUCAGAGAACCUAGGAAACAAAAGUAUUUCAUCUGAUCACAAACAUUGAUUCUUAAGACUACACCUAUAUGUAUGAGACUCAAUUUAAAAGAGUUUGUAACAUAAUUUAUACUUAAAUGUGAGAGAAGCUAAGAAAAAAUCAUUAAGAAUGUAAUGAGAAUGCUAUAUUUCAUUGUUUUGUAAUAACCUAAUCUCAGGAUAAUCAAUGUGAAGAGAUUUCCAUUGUAAAUUCAGCUUCACGAGAUACCUAAGAAAUGAUAUUGAGGAAAACCAUGUGAAUUUAGUGAAUGUAGAAAAGCUUUCAUCUAUGUGACACGUCAAGACUAAAGAAAUCUUAUUGGAGAAAGUAUCUGCAGGAUAACAAUGUUGGAGAGCCUUCAGACUGAAUCAGAUAUCCUUCAGCAUAAUCAAAUUCAUACUAGAGAGAAAACUUAUGAAUGUAAUGAAUGUGGAAAAACCUUUAGUCUGAAGCAAAACUUCAUUGAGCAAAAGAAAAUGCAUACAGGAGAGAAAUCACAUGAAUGUAAUGAAUGUGGUAAAGUAUUCUCUCGAGUCGCAUCUCUUGGUCUACAUUUGAGAAGUCACACAGGAAAGAAACCAUAUAAAUGUAGUAAAUGUGAAAAGGCCUUUAUCCAGAAGGGAAACUUCCAUUCUCAUCAGAAAUGUCAUACUGAAGAGAAACCUUAUGAAUGUGAGAGAGCUUCUAUUCAGAUGCCAAGUCUUAUGAGGCACCAGAGAAAUCAUCCUGGAAACAAAUUGUAUACAUGCAAGGAAUGUGGGAAAGCCUUUGAUGGCAAAUCAUCUCUCACUGAGCAUGAGAAAAUUCAUAUGGGGGAGAAACCAUUUGAAUGUAAUCAAUGUGGAAGAGCCUUCAGCCAGAAGCAAUACCUCAUUAAACAUCAGAAUAUUCAUAGUGGAAAGAAACCCUUUAAAUGUAAUGAGUGUGGAAAACCCUUUAGCCAGAAGGAAAACCUCAUUAUCCAUCAAAGAAUACAUACUGGAGAGAAACCUUAUGAAUGCAAAGGGUGUGGGAAAGCUUUCAUUCAGAAGUCAAGCCUCAUUAGACACCAGAGAAGUCAUACAGGAGAGAAACCCUAUGUAUGUAAGGAAUGUGGGAAAGCCUUCAGUGGCAAAUCAAAUCUCACUGAGCAUGAGAAAAUUCAUAUUGGAGAGAAACCGUAUAAAUGUAAUGAAUGUGGAACAAUCUUUAGGCAGAAGCAAUACCUCAUUAAACAUCACAACAUUCAUACUGGAGAGAAACCCUAUGAAUGUAAUAAAUGUGGAAAAGCCUUCUCUAGAAUUACAUCACUUAUAGUACAUGUGAGAAUUCAUACAGGUGAUAAACCUUAUGAAUGUAAAAUAUGUGGGAAAGCCUUCUGUCAAAGCUCAUCUCUUACUGUGCAUAUGAGAAGUCAUACAGGUGAGAAGCCCUAUGGUUGUAAUGAAUGUGGGAAAGCCUUCUCUCAGUUCUCAACUCUUGCUCUACAUAUGAGAAUCCAUACUGGAGAAAAGCCUUAUCAGUGUAGUGAAUGUGGGAAAGCUUUCAGCCAGAAGUCACAUCACAUUAGACACCAGAGAAUUCAUACUCAUUAAAGCUCUAUGAAUGUCUUGAAUUUAGGAAAACCUUCAAUAGAAUUCAUACUUUAUAGCAUAUUAGAAAAUCCAUCUUAUUAUAGUGACAUGAAUGUGAAAAAUCCUUCAGCAAUUCAAACUUAAAAUACUGAGAUUUUAAAUAAAAAGUAUGAUGUUAUGGAAACAUAUACCUCCAGAGCCCCCACAACAAACAUUUUUUAUGCUGUGCUUCUUCGGAGCAUUCUCAUUGAAGUGAGGAUCCAGUUAUGGACACUAAUCAACAUGGUUCUGGAAGGCCUGCCUGAUGCAUUAAGACAAAAACAUGAGAGGUAUAAAGAUUUAUAAUUAAGAGAAAAAACUGUCAUUCAUGUUAUAUGUUUUGCUAUAUGCAUAAUCACCAGUUAUUUGUUCUUGAUUCAGCCAUGAAAAACAGGUUGUAUCAUAUGCAUGCCUUUAUGAGGAAUUGGUCAUUGACAGAUGUGGUAUCACAAGUUGGUAAGGAAGUCAUGCAUGAGUCAAAAAUGGCCUCAGUGUAAUUGACUCUUCAUAUGGAAAACUAUUUGCUGUCAUCAUAUAUUAAAAUAUUUACUUAUUAUGAACCCAAAUAAUAUUGAAGACUAGAAUGCAAAACAGUAAUAUGAGAAUUUUAUAGAAGAAUGUUUUUAAGCCUUGGAGUAGGAAAGAACUUCUAAAACUGAUUCCAGAAUACUCCUUUUGAGUAUAUUUACAUAUACCCAAGAAACUGAUACAUGUACCCAGGAAAUCAUAUACCUUCAUGUUCAUUGCAGCAUGAACUAUAUUAGCAAAAUACUGGAAACAUCUGUCUCUUGUGAAAUGGUUGAAUAAAAUAUACAGUAGAAUAUUCUCUAGUAGUUAAAUACAAGUUAAAUAUAUACCUAUUAACAAGAAAAAAUCUGCCUGGCUGGUGUAGGUCAGUGGGUUGAGCACAGGCCUGUGAAGCAAAGGGUUGCCGGUUCAAUUCCCAAUCAGGGCACAUGCUCGGGUUGCAGGACAGGUACCCAGUGGGGGACACAUGAGAGGCAACCACACAUGGAUAUUUCUCUCCCACUCUUUCUCCUUCCCCUCUCUCUAUAAAUAAAUAAAUAAAUAAAUAAUCUGAAAAAUGCAGAGUGAAGAAUAAUGAAAGUGAUGAACAUAUUAUAAUGAUGCCUAUGUGAAUUUGAAUGAGAUCACCAGUAAUCAACACCAGUAAUAAGCAGUGGUUAUAGAUGAACAUUUUUAUGUAAAACUGAAGAAUGCGUUGGAAGGAUACACAUUCAGUUCCAAAAGUGGUUGCCUCCAGAAAGAAAGGAGGGGAUGGGAAAUGGGACCAAGUAUGGUAGUUAAAGAAUAUUUCAGUUUUGUAUCUAAAUAUCUCUUAUUAAAAAAUAAAUAAAAAAUUCAGGUAACCCUAACAAAAUGUUAGUUAAUUCUAGGUUGUGUCAAUAUGUUUGUUUUAAUUUAUUUCUGUGCUAUUUCCUUUGAACUUCUGCAAAUUAAAAAGAUAAGUGUAGGGAAGAUGUACAUGAAGUACAUGUUUAAAUGGACUCACAUUCUCAGAUGCUAAUAUUUUAUUUAAAAUAUUUCUAAAAUUAUUUAAAAUAUGAAAAAUUUGUGAUGGAAGCUUAACAGUUCCAAUUAUUUACUCACAUAUCACAUCACUGUGUAGUUUCUAUUCAGAAGUUACAGCAUGAUUUUGCAACAGAUUGGCUGAAUCACAUGCAUUUAAGGAUCACAUUUAAGAAUACAUGCACAGACCUGGUAGAAAGAAUUCAUUUUCACUGAAACAUUUAUCAGAGUUUUAAUACCCCAUAUAACCAGUAUUGGCAAUGAAAAGUAGACUUCAAAAUGAGGAAACCAUGUUAUGCAAAAUUUUUAAUAUGCCACUGAGUAAAAAUAUCCACUCUUGCAUUUUAGCCUCAAUUUUAACCUCAGAUUGUUUGGUUUUCUCUAUUCUGCUGGACAUAAUCAGUGCCACCCCCACCUCAUUUUUUUUUUUUUAAGAGAAAAAAGUGCUGAAAAGAGACAUGGACUUAAAUAGUUAUUUUAUUUGGAGCAAAGCUUUUUUAAAGGAUUUUUGAAAGGGAUACUUGGUCUCUUUUCACAACUUGACAUGUAGAAAGCUGUUAGUGCUGUUUUUAAAUAGUGUUAAAAAUGACUAUACAACAUUUAAACCUCAGAUUGAUUUCAGAUGUAUGAAUUUUUUAAACUCAAAAUAAUAAAGUGCUAAUAUAACCAUAGCACCACACUGCUUGUUUUUAGCAUUUUUGAGUGUUAGUCUUGCGAUAAGAUUAUAAAUACCAGUGGUUGAUUUUCUGAGGUAAUGUACCCAAACAACAUACACGUAUAUCAGCAUGAAUCUAGUUUUCUUCUAUUUCAUUCUUCAGUAAAAAUUCUCUCAUAAUCCUUAAGUGCCCUUCCCUUGUGCUUAUAUACCUGUGAAGUCACCAAAAGAACUAGGAACUGAAGUCAGGCCAAACUAGGAAGACUACAUUUUGCUGCCUAUAAGUGGCCAGUGCUAAGUUGCGGCAACAGGAAUAAUUAUAAUGGUCAGGUAAAGUAAGAUGAGAAAUUGCUGCACAGUGUCUGUGAUGUUAUGUACUGUAAAUUUAUUCAGCCAUCUCCAUAUUAAUUAAUCUUGUUGCUAAUUAUUGCCACCACAAGCUACAGUACAGUAACUACCCUUGUAAUUGGCCUUUACAUUUUACUUAUUUUGAUUGCUGGUGAAUAGAAUAUAGGCAAGAGAUUGGAAGACAUAUCAAAGGAUAUAUGCUAUUUUAAAAUUUUAAUACAUACCAUCAGUCAAUUUUUAAAAGACCAGAAAAGAGUAUAAACAUAUGCAAUGGAAUACUACUCGGUCAUAAGACAAGAUGAAAUAUUGCCAUUUGUGACAACAUGGGUGGAUCUUGAGAAUAUCUGCUAAGCAAAAUAAAUCAGAAAAAGUCAAGAGCCAUAUGAUUUCACUCAUAGAUAGGACAUAAAACUGAAAGAAACAAAUAAGUCAGACAACUGUAUGAUGGUUACCAGAGGUGCUUGUACAACAGAAACUCCAACCUAGGAGGAUGGAGUGGUGGGUAGUUAAGGGUAAAGGGAGCCAAAUAUAUGGGGAUUGAAGAUUUGACUUUGGAUGGUGGGCACACAAUGCAAUAUAUAGAUCAUGUAUCAAAGAAUUGUACAUUUGAAACAUAAUUUUAUUAACCAAUGUCACCCUAAUAAAUUUAAAAUAAAGACAUCUAGCCCUGCAGUGUUUGGUAUUAAAGUAUUCAAAUUCAUGCUUGUCUGAUGAGUAUAAACCUUACCUCCUAGAUUUGCUUCUUUAUAAAUUUUGAUACUGUUAACCCACUUCCCUAUAUUUUAUCUAUCUUGUUAAUUUUGAAGACUUCUUCAUAUAUUAAAUAUUAGGAACUUGUCUAAUUGUUUGUUAUAAAAAUGACUUUUCCAUUAAGAUAUUUAAAAUUUUUAUGUAACCAAAUAUGCAUUUUUAAGCUCAUGAAUUAGGAAAAUAUUUUUAAUCUCUAGAUUGUACAUAUUUCUUAGGUUGCCUUGAAAGCUCUUUAUUGGUUUUCUCAAUAUGGAAAUCUAUGUGAAAUUUAAUCUAUGUGAAAUAUAAAAAUGACAUUUUAUAUGUCAUAUAAAAUGAGGUUCAUGGUUAUUUUCUUCCAGAUGGGUUCCUGUUAUACAAGUACAAUUCAUUAAAAUAAUUUAUAUGUUCAACAUCCAGUCAUACAGCUCUUGAUACUAGCAGCAAUCACAGAUUCGAAGUGUCAAUCAAAUAGAAUAGGCAUUAACCCUGAAUUUUAUUGGCAGGUUUGUCCUGACUAGAAAACACCUUCACAAUAUGCUCUCAAUAUGCUCACAACACCUUCACAAUAUGUUUGUUAGUUCUGCAACUGCUCCAAGCAAGCACAGCUUCUGGGACUUCAGUACUGGGAAACAAUAUUCUCAAUUCAGGACAUUUUACAAUAAUCCACCAGUGCAUAUUCAUGGUGUGCCACUGUCACAUGGGGCACACUCAGUUGUAAGACUGAUAUCUAAGGUACAGGGAAGCCACUCUACUAUCUUAGUUUCCCCAAGACAUAAUGCCUUAAUCACAUGGCUGUAUAUGUGCCGGUUCACAGCUCUCCACAUCCAGGAAAAGGCUACAAAUGAGGGAUUUACAACAUAAUUUUCUCCAAGGAAGCUGUGAUAGAAAGGUAACUGUAAGGUCAUCUUUUCAUACAUGGGUCAGUGGGAACAUUUUUUUUUUAAAUUAUUUUAGAGGUGGGGAAGUGGGUGGAGGAGAAAUAUCAAUUUGUUAUUUCACUUAUCUAUGCACUUAUUGGUUGACUCCUGCAUGUGCUGUGACCCAGGAUGGAACCCACAACCCUGGCUUAUAGGGAUGACACUCUAAGUAAGUUACCUGGCUAGGGGCUAGAACAAAAGACCUGUUCUUACCCCUUUACUGAGAGCAUCCUUUCCCUAUUCAGUGGAAACUGCUAUGUAAGUCAUUUACCCACAUGUUCUUUUCCUCAUUCAGCUAAAACUUACCUUGUAUUUUCAUUUAUACCAAGACAUUUCUACAUUAUCUUGUUUCACUAAUCAUUUUUCUGUUCUAUGUUAAUACCACAUCAGUUUAACAUUAUCCUUAUUGUAGUAUUUUGAUAUUGCAUAGUAAGUCCCCCUUGCUUUCAAU
This is a messenger RNA of Artibeus jamaicensis (Jamaican fruit-eating bat), 7111 nucleotides long. RefSeq names its product zinc finger protein 260 (gene ZNF260). The record is from RefSeq and is a predicted model, not a curated record. Bases 1231 to 2460 code for a protein of 409 amino acids. Lineage: Eukaryota; Metazoa; Chordata; Mammalia; Chiroptera; Phyllostomidae. The transcript is spliced from 4 exons.